Molecule: messenger RNA, 846 nt
Organism: Fonsecaea pedrosoi CBS 271.37
Lineage: Eukaryota; Fungi; Ascomycota; Eurotiomycetes; Chaetothyriales; Herpotrichiellaceae
Exons: 5
Coding region: 1-846 (281 amino acids)
Cellular component (GO): cytoplasm
Molecular function (GO): oxidoreductase activity, acting on the CH-OH group of donors, NAD or NADP as acceptor
Source: RefSeq, a predicted model, not a curated record
AUGUCUGAAGCUGGGAGUUAUGCCUUUGUCACUGGAGGUGCAAGCGGGAUCGGUCGCGCAUUAACGAUUGCGCUUGUCAAAGAAGGAUGUCAGGUCUUUAUUGUGGAUCGUGAUAUUCACAGUGCCAUCGACUUCGCGGCCGAAUUGAACCAAACCGCUCAAGUAGCCUGGACGGCACAGGUGGACGUGACGAAUUGGGAUGAGCAGGUAUCUGCCUUUGAAAAGGCCGUCGACACAUUCGGCCGUAUCGAUUACGUGUUCCCCAUCGCGGGACUUUCGGAGAGGAGAAGUUUUCCAAACAGAGGGAAGGAUCUCAAGCGCUUUGAAAAGCCAGACUUGUCGGUCAUCGACGUCAAUUUGACAGCUGUGCUGUACACGGUCAGUCUGGCGUUGCAGCAAUUUCGCCGGCAGGAUGUGAACAAGUUUGGAUUCAAGGGGAAAAUUGGUUGCGUCUCGUCUAUAUGUGGUCUGUAUGCACCUGCAACCUUGCCAAUGUAUACAGCUACAAAACAUGGCAUUGUGGGCUUUGUCCGUGGGUUUGGCAAAUAUCUACCGAGGGAGCAAAUCACCAUGAAUGCAGUUUGUCCCGCGGUGGUGCGCACCGCCAUGACGAACGCAUUCUCCGACAGGCUGGAAGGUUUGGGAUUGUUGACGCCAAUGUCGAGUGUAGUCGGGGCAUUCCAGUCAAUGUUGGGUAGCAAUGAUGUCAGUGGGGAGUGUUUCGAGGCUGGACCCAAGGGGUACAAGAUCAAGAGUCCCUCAGACUACUCGGACGACGAGAUGAGGCGGACAAUGUUGAUGAUUUCUGAGAAAAGUGUUUCACUCCACGAGUCGGUCAAGGAGUGA